UCUCCCCCUUUCUGCUUCCACUCCCCAUAUCAUAUGCCCUCGAAGUUAUCGAAUACUUUAUUUAUACUGUCAUUUGAUUUCAUGUCUAUAGUAAAUUAUUCAUUUAUAGGAUACUCGGAAGUUCCUCAAAGGACGCGCGGAGUGUACCUGCCGACGUCACCCUUGAGCAGAAAAAACGGCCUCUUCUUUUCCGCGCGGAGCGCAGUUCGACCUCCUUUCAGCACCGGAAACCGUCCGACGCCUACGACUCCGUGCGUCUCGCUCCUGGGACAAGAUAAAAAAUAAAAACAUUUAACGGACCUUGAUCACGAACAAACCCUUACAAUGAGUUAUUGACUCUCUCAUUUAGUCACAAGUCACCGAACUCCAUGGACGAAAUAUAUCCAUAUUAAAACGUUCUUUAAUUUUUGGGAAUUUCCUUUUUGACUGUUGGGCUAUGUGUGUCGGUUGUUUUACUUCAUACAAUGUGGAUGUUACCUGUGUCCGUGGCCGUGGCUGGAGGAUGAGCGCCGGCGUGGGGGCGACAGGGGACGCGACAGUAACUCAUAAUAUGCAGUCAAGCAUGUAGGGUAGACCAGGCUGAGCCCCCUGAUGAGUUGAGUCCCCCCACCCCUCCUCUCCCAGCGUAGCCAGGUGGGAUGUCCCAGAUGUGUGUCCUCUUAUCUCUGCUCACCCUCUCUGGCUACACCCAGGUCUCCUCGGCUAAAUCUCUGAAGCUCCUGAUGGAACAAUGGACGAGCUACAAGAACCAGUGUUCUCAGAGCAUCGUCACCACGCCUCCCGCCUCAGGACUGGUGUGUAACAGGACGUUUGACCAGUAUGCCUGCUGGCCUGAUGGACUUCCUGGAACAACAGUCAAUGUUUCCUGUCCAUGGUACCUGCCCUGGUACCGCAAAGUCCAGCAGGGUGUGGUGUAUAGAGUGUGCAGUGGGGACGGACGCUGGGCCCCAAAGAACACCAGUGAGUGUGAGCAGGACGACCCAGGACAGGUGAGAGAGCAGCACUAUGGUAGCAUCCUCAGUAAGUUUCGGGCCAUGUACACAGUGGGCUACUCCCUCUCCCUCGGAGCCCUGGUACUGGCUCUGGGCAUCCUGGUCUCAUUCAGGAAGCUUCACUGUAUGAGGAACAACAUCCAUAUGAAUCUGUUUUCCUCCUUCAUCCUGCGUGCUGUCUCCAUCCUGAUUAAAGAUGUCCUGCUAGACUCCCUGUCCGUCCCCCUGGCCCCCGGGGCUGACACCCACCAUCAGACGGUUGCCGGGUGCCGUAUCGCCAUGGUGAUGAUGCAGUACAGCGUCAUCGCCAACAACUAUUGGCUGCUGGUGGAAGGCAUCUACCUGCACAGCCUCCUGGUCAUCACCGUGUUCACUGAGAGAAACUACUUCUGCAUCUACCUGUUUAUCGGCUGGGGUGCUCCUCUGAUAUUCGUGUUGCCGUGGGUGAUAGUCAAAUACCUGUACGAGAAUGAAGAGUGCUGGGAGAGGAACAUCAACAUGGGUUACUGGUGGAUUAUACGUUCUCCCAUCCUGUUAGCUUACCUGAUGAAUUUCUUUAUCUUCAUCCGGAUUAUAAAGAUCCUGAUGUCGAAGCUCAAGGCCCAUCAGAUGAGAUACACAGAUUACAAGUUCAGGCUGGCUAAAUCCACUCUGACCCUCAUCCCUCUGCUGGGUAUUCACGCCAUCCUCUUCACCUUAGUCAUCGAUGAGUCCGUCCCCAAAGGUUCCAAGAUGCGUCUCAUCCGCCUCUUCUACGACCUCCUCUUCAACUCCUUCCAGGGCCUACUGGUGGCCAUCUUGUAUUGUUUCGUCAACAAAGAGGUCCAGUCUGAGAUGUUGAAAAAGUGGAAGAGGUGGAAGCUGGGUAAAGACAUCGAGGAAGAGUACCGUCAUACAUACAGCCACACGGCGCACGUCAAGAGCGGCAGCAUCGUCACCGGCAACCUGGCCGGGGUCCAAGACAACGGCAGCGACCCUAAAGACUCACAGUUAACCCCCAACCCCGACUACGACCCAGAUCCUAACCCUGCCUCAACCUCCAUCACCCCCAAUGAGAGCAGUAGAUUGGUGGGGUCCUGCCACAACAGGACGGAUAAAGCAAAGAGUCAAACCUCCCUGCAGUGUCCCUCCACACCACACGGUGGCACUAACAACUGCAGCACUCUGAUGGAGAACAUUUGUCUGGAGGAGAGGGCACAGAGUUAUGCACGCCCAGAGGAGGGCGCAGAAAGCAACUUCUGACCAACGGGGGGAAGACCAUCCCCGGCCAAUGGAUUGAUUGAUUGGUUGAUUGAUAGAUUGCUAAAGUGUUCGGGUGUAGAAAGAGACAACACACCUACUGGAGGGGACCGUUAAUGCACUGCAGGUCCAGAUCCUAUGGAUUGAUUGAUUGGUUGAUUGAUUGAUUGGUUGAUUGAGUGAUUGGUUUACUGCAGGUCCAGAAGACUUGAUGGUCUGAAAAUAUGAACCAUUUUCCUGUUGGUUUUUCUGUGACCAUAUUCUGACCACACGGGAUUGACCACAUUCUCCACUGUGUUCAGGACCUCAAGGAAAUCUCAGUUGACGAGGACUACUGCUAAAGGAAAACUAGCAGGCCUGCUAGCUGUGUCCAUGUGUACGACCGCUAACCAAACGCAACCCUCGCUCAACAACUCCCUGGCUGUGCUCCGAUUCUCCUCCCUUUUCUAGAAGUGUGCACUAGCACCCCCGUCAAUCAUUUAAAACAUAGGAUUGGUGUAGCUUCACAUUGGCUGGAGGUAAUUACCCACCAUUUUCAAAAUCAUGUGUUCUUGUUCUCUACUGCUACUGAGAGCUUCACUUGUCCUCUAUGUCUUUGUGAGUGUGGCCCAAAUGGAGUGCACUACUUUAGACCAGAACCCUAUUCCCUAUAUAGUGCACUACUUUAUACCAGAACCCUAUUGUAUGUAGUACACUACUUUAGACCAGAGCCCUAUUCCCUAUAUAGUGCACUACUUUAGACCAGAACCCUAUUCCCUAUAUAAGUGCACUACUUUUGACCAGAGCCCUGUAUAGUGCAUAGAGUGCCAUUUGAAAGCUCAGCGCUGUGGUACUGUAUGACCCUCAGCAGCCACCGUACUUCACUGUUGGCCAGCACAGUUUAGUUUAGUUCAGCAUGUUCCUACCAAAACACCCAUGGAGAAGUCUUGUUGAUAACAUCUUGCAUAACUAAACCAUUCAUAUUAUAGAUCUAAUCGGGGUCAAAAUAAGUGACAUUUACACAGAUUUACACACACACGCACGCGCGCACACGCACACGCACACACGCACACGCGCACACACACACACGUUCCUCCCAGAGCGUUCUACCUCUGCCCUCUCAGGCCAGGACAGGACUAGAUCAGAACACCCCAGAGAACAGACUCAGCUGUGGAACAACGGGACAUUCCAGAUUGUUGCCAGGUCUGUCUGGCAUUCUGACAGACAAUUCUGGAACCCCCGAGGAUUAUGGGACUGUGGAGGACUGGACCUCUCGCCGUCCUUCUGAGAGGAUUAUGGGUCGUUUGUUUGGGUGCAAUUUUUUUUGGAGGGAAUAUUGAGUUUCACCAUGAACUGUUGGCCCCAUUUGAGUGGACAGACAGAGAAACAGACAGACUCACAGACAGACUGUAUAAAAUGUAAGUUAUUCAAGUUCUAUAAGGACAGCCAACCUACCGACCACCAAUCAGACAUAAGGAUGCAUCAUACCAGCUCUUACCUCCAGGGGGACUAUAAGGGAUGGGGUAACCCCACUCCCCCCUCCAUGCACCCCUCCCCCCUUUGCCCUCUUCCUCAUUUCGUUGACCCGACAUAUUCUGUCAGAAUGUCUGUAUCGUUGUGGACUAGCGCUAUGGACUAAUGGAGACAUUACAAUGUGUGUACAUAUAGAUGGUGAAGAUACAAGGUUUUCUGUUUUUGUGGAUGUUUUAUUCUGUGACCUCACCGUGCAGGAAAACCUCUAGAUCGUAGGUCCUGGAGAAACUCAUAUGCUUGUGAUCUAUCCCAGCGUUUCUCAGACUAAUCAGAGCUUGAUGAUGCAAAAGGCUAAUACCCAAUAGGCUGAUCUGUCCUCACUGAACCCACGUACAGUGCGUGAGGUCUAGGGCGUCAUCAUGAGAAGGGCCCAGAGGAUUUCCUGACGACGUUAACUAACCAGGAACGACUCUGCAAUCCCAUUGUUAUUAACUAACACCAGCUAAAGGCCUGGGCCUGUAUUAACGAAGCAUCUCCUGAGUGGCGCAGUGGUCUAAGGCACUGUAUCUCAGUGCUAGACGCAUCACUACAGACACUCUGGUUUGAAUCCAGGCUGUAUCACAACUGGCUGUGAUUGGGAGUCCCAUAGGGCGGCACACAAUUGGCUCAGCGUCGUCCCAGUUUGGCCUGUGGUAGGCCGUCAUUGUAAUUAAGAAUAUGUUCUUAACUGACUUGCCUAGUUGAAUAAAGGUUUAAUUUCAGAGUAUGAAUGCUGAUCUAGGAUCAGGUCCUCCCUGUCCAUGUAAUCUUAUUUGUUAUGUUCUGAAAGGCAAACCUGAUUCUAGAUCAGCACUCCUGCUCCUAUUCUUAGAGGUAUUGUGAAUACGGGCCCUGGAUAGGUCCCAUGGGCAGGGUAAACUCCUGUCUCUAGCCUACUCAUGACGUGAUAUCUCCAUCAUCUGUAGAAUGUACAUACCAAGUUCUAAAACAGAGAAGAACAGGAAUGAAGUAUGUUGUUCUGUGUUCCGUUAAAAGUCAACAUGAUUUGAAAGAUUCUACUGAUUAAAAGAGAUGACCAACAAGA
This is a messenger RNA of Salmo salar (Atlantic salmon), 4767 nucleotides long. Its product is annotated as glucagon receptor. Lineage: Eukaryota; Metazoa; Chordata; Actinopteri; Salmoniformes; Salmonidae. Gene Ontology annotation, cellular component: plasma membrane. The record is from RefSeq and is a predicted model, not a curated record. Gene Ontology annotation, biological process: cell surface receptor signaling pathway; adenylate cyclase-activating G protein-coupled receptor signaling pathway. Gene Ontology annotation, molecular function: peptide hormone binding; glucagon receptor activity; gastric inhibitory peptide receptor activity.